AUGCAGGAUAAGGACGGAAUUCAACACGAGACAAGCAGAGACAACACAAUGACGGAAUCACGCCCCAAAGUCGACCUCCCCACGCCCCCCUUCCACCAGAUCCCAGGUCUCCCCAACUUCCGCGACGCCGGCGGCUAUCCCGUCGAUGCCCUCCCGGCCGGCCGCAUCGUCAAGCCCGGCAUCCUCUUCCGCUCCGCCGAGCCCUCCCGCCUCACCGACGACGGCGUCGCUCGCCUCCAGAACCUCAACAUCACCCACGUUUACGACCUCCGCUCCGCCAUUGAGCUCGAGCGCCUCGCAAAGGCUGGCACGAGCUGCGACGUCCGCGAGUGGCCCGGCGCCACCCGCAUCUUUGUCCCUGUCUUUCGGGACAUGGACUACGGCCCCGAAGCUAUUGCCUUACGGUACCGGAAUUACUCUAGUAACGGGCCCGAGGGCUUCACAAAGGCCUACACCGACAUCCUCCGCGCCGCUUCGGAGGCAGACCACCCCAACGACCCCUUCCACACCAUCCUUUCUCACCUCGCCUCCACCGAACCCCCGACUCCGCUGCUCAUCCACUGCACCGCUGGCAAGGACAGGACGGGAAUCAUCUGCGCCCUCAUUCUCAGCCUCUGCGGCGUCUCGGACGAGGUCGUGGCCCACGAGUACAGCCUCACCGACAUUGGUCUCCAGGAUCGGAGGGAGGAGAUUAUUCAGCACCUUCUCGCUACCGAGGCCAUGAAGGGGAACCCCGAGGGGGCUAGGCGCAUGAUUGGAUCUCGGAAAGAAAACAUGCUUGCAACGCUGGCUGCACUCCGCGAGGAGUACGGUUCGGUCGAGGCGUAUGUCCAGAAUAGAUGUCGUCUCUCGCCAGACGACAUCAGCCGUAUCAGGUCAAACCUGGUAGCAAGUGCUGAUGACGGACGUAAAGUAGUCGACUGGGUCUCACAUACAAAAUAUUUGCUUUGA
Molecule: messenger RNA, 951 nt
Organism: Colletotrichum lupini
Lineage: Eukaryota; Fungi; Ascomycota; Sordariomycetes; Glomerellales; Glomerellaceae
Product: tyrosine phosphatase
Exons: 4
Coding region: 1-951 (316 amino acids)
Biological process (GO): dephosphorylation
Molecular function (GO): phosphoprotein phosphatase activity
Source: RefSeq, a predicted model, not a curated record